Anarrhichthys ocellatus (wolf-eel) is the source of this 924-nucleotide messenger RNA. Its product is annotated as odorant receptor 131-2-like. Gene Ontology annotation, biological process: G protein-coupled receptor signaling pathway; detection of chemical stimulus involved in sensory perception of smell. Bases 1 to 924 code for a protein of 307 amino acids. The transcript has a single exon. Gene Ontology annotation, molecular function: odorant binding; G protein-coupled receptor activity; olfactory receptor activity. NCBI's taxonomy places the organism in Eukaryota, Metazoa, Chordata, Actinopteri, Perciformes, Anarhichadidae. The record is from RefSeq and is a predicted model, not a curated record. Gene Ontology annotation, cellular component: membrane.
AUGAAUAACACAACAGAGGUUACCCAGGACAUGCUGUUUCAGAAGCCAGUCAAAGUGCUGCUGUCUGUCCUGCCAUGUCUUUUCUUUCUGUACGUAAACGCCGUCAUGCUGUUUGCCUUGCUGAGCAAGCCUCUCCUCCUGGAGUCUCCCCGCUACAUUCUGUUUGGUCAUUUGCUCCUCGCUGACUCUCUGCAGCUCCUUGUGUCAAUCGUGCUGUACAUCCUUGCCGUGACCAUGGUCAGAAUGAUGAGCUUUGUUUGUAUUCUUAUCACAUUGCUCGGACGCAUCACUCUUAAACUAUCACCCCUCAACCUCGCUGUGAUGUCUUUGGAGAGGUAUGUUGCCAUUUGUUUUCCACUGAGGCAUGCCAAUAUUGUCACCACCAGGAUGACAGGAGUGGCCAUUGCUCUUAUGUGGACAUUUGCCUCUUUUGACUUUUUCACGCAGCUCUUGCUAUAUAUUAGUCUGGAGAGUACAGGCUUCACUGUGCUAAGGAUCUGCCACAAACACGCCUUCAAGCUACAAAUUUAUACAACUGUAAACGAGGGCAUCACCAUCGCAUGUUUUGUAUUAGUGGGCAUGAUUUCCAUCUACACAUACAUUGCUGUCAUGAUUACUGUGAAGUCAGCCUCUAGUGACCGUAACUCCAGUAAGCCCCAAAAGACAAUGCUUUUGCAUCUGAUUCAGUUAUGCCUGUGUCUCACCUCCACUCUCUCUGAUAUGAUAAACUCCGUUACCCCGUUGAAGAUAAAUCCGGCUAUCGCCGUUCACAUUCGGUAUGCUCUCUUUUUAUGUCUUAUCAUUUUCCCUAAGUGUUUGAGCCCGCUCAUAUAUGGCCUCAGAGAUCACGCCUUCAGACCUGUCUUCCUAUACUAUUUCACUUUUGGCCUCAGAACCACUGUCAAGACAUUUCCUAAGUCUUGA